AUGGAAUUAUUGGAUUUCCUUAUGGAAUGUGCUAAAAUUGAAAGAACCAUUGAAAUAAGUCGGGAAUUUUUAACAAAAUUUCCUUCUUAUCAUCCUUAUUAGGCUUUUAAAAAAAUUGACUAAUAUAAUGAAGUAUUAUAUUAGUUACCAUUUUAGGGUUAUAUUACAGCAUAAGCAAUAUAAGUUUUUUUACACCGAUUUGGCUAUUUACAUACUCUCAAAGAAUGUGGCAUAUUAUUUUAUAAACCUGAAUUUAAAUAUGUAGACUUCUUAAGAUUUUUACUUCCAACAAAUCAACAGUUAAGAGAUUUUAUUUCUCAUUCAGAUUAAAAAUUGGAGUCAUCAAAUGAUUGUUUAAAAGAAAUAGCAAAACAUAUUAGCCUAGAAAUAGUCUUAAUGAAUAAUUUACUACCUCCAAAUUCUUUAGAAAAAUUAACAAAUGGAACUAGAGAAGAAAUUGAAUCUUUAUUUAAAAAGGAAAGAUUAUUUGUUUAUUAAGAUGAAAUUGAUGCAAUAAUUAAAAGAUUAGACUUUUAUGGAGAUGGUUAAAUUGAUUUAUUAUUGUUAAAAAAUUGGAUUCUAAUCCUAAAUUAAUAAAUUAAAUAGAAAAAUGAAAAAGAAUCCUAAUCUGUAUUUGUGACUCCAAAAAAAAAAGUUACUAUUUAGAAUCCUAUUAAAACAACUGAAAGAAAAGAUUCUCAAAUAAAAAAAUCAAAAGUUUCUACUCCUAAAUAGAUAAAUUAUACGCAAAAAUUAAAGGCUCAAAAAAAAAUAAAAACUUAUGAUAAUUAAAAAUAAGAUCUUAGAGGAAGAAUGGCUUAAAAGAAAUAGGAAGGUGAAACUGAGAAAAAAAUGAUAAAAGAAGUAUAAACUAGUAAAAAGACUGUUAAUAAUUUAUAAAAAAUAAAACCAAAAUAACCAUAAGAAAUAAUAGAAUAUCUGUUAGACAAAGAAAUUAAAAUAGAAAAAGUUAAAUAGCAAUUAGCAUUGUAAAAAGACUUUAAUACUCUGGAUGCUUUUAGAGCUUUAGAUAUUUAUAACAAAGGAUCUAUUGGAGUAGAAGAAAUAGAUAUUUUACUUAAUUAAAAGCUGGGUUAAAGUCAACAAAUAUUUACUAGAUUUAAGAGUGACUAAUUGACUUAUCAUGAUUUUUUAAAUCUUCUUUAGCCUUAUUCUGUUAAUUUUGCUGAAAUACUCAAUACAAGAUAACCUUGUGUAGAUGCUUAUCAUAAAAAGAUCAGUUAAAUAUUCAGCAUAUAAACGAUAAGAUUAUUGAUAGAUUUAUUAAAUUUACUACAAUAAAUACCAGUAAAAUUAAAUGCAGAUAUUUAAUUAUUUAAUAAAAUAGAUGGAAUCACAAGAGAUAAUUUUAUUGGAGUAUCAGAUGUAUUAAUUGUAUUUAAAAUAGUUAUAACAAUAUCUAUAUGAAAGUGGAUUAAGAUACACACAUCAUGAAGCAAUGCUUCUUAUAAAUGCAUAUGAUAAAGACAAAGAUGGGAGAUUAUCUCUGGAAGAAUUUUUAGAUAUGUGA
Paramecium sonneborni is the source of this 1531-nucleotide messenger RNA. The record is from the annotation of a GenBank genome assembly. NCBI's taxonomy places the organism in Eukaryota, Ciliophora, Oligohymenophorea, Peniculida, Parameciidae.